Messenger RNA from Hemicordylus capensis (graceful crag lizard), 4259 nucleotides. It is a transcript of the gene YME1L1, whose product is annotated as YME1 like 1 ATPase. Gene Ontology annotation, molecular function: ATP binding; ATP hydrolysis activity; ATP-dependent peptidase activity. The transcript has 19 exons. Gene Ontology annotation, biological process: protein quality control for misfolded or incompletely synthesized proteins; mitochondrion organization. Lineage: Eukaryota; Metazoa; Chordata; Lepidosauria; Squamata; Cordylidae. The coding region runs from base 197 to 2368 and encodes 723 amino acids. Gene Ontology annotation, cellular component: mitochondrial inner membrane. The record is from RefSeq and is a predicted model, not a curated record.
AGCGCGCUUAAUCCGGAAGAACAGUCACGGCUCGGGCUGGGCACAGUCUGUAUCGGCCAUAGGAGGCGGCCAUUUUCCAUGCGAACGGAGGAGACACGGAGUCGCCCCUUUCUCCGGAGGCCGAGCCCGGAAGGGCUGAGUAGCAGGGGCUGCCAGCUGUGAACAGAGGGCCGGUGCCCAGCCGGCCUCAACGAGGAUGUUUUCUUUUCCCACCACGGUGCAGCCCCAGGUGACAGUUCCUCUGAGUCACCUCAUCAAUGCCUUCCAUUCACCCAAAAGUCCAGCUCCAUCUUUCACUGCAGCGUCCAUCAAGUGUGUGCAAAGGGAAGCAGCUCCUGAACAUGAUGUACAGAACACUGAGCCAACGCUUAAUCUACGAGAUCUAGGACUACCUGAUUUGAAAGCUAGCCAGCUUGAUGAACUAGUGGACAGGCUACUUCCUGGCUGUUGUAUAGAAAAGAAAACCCCUUCCCACUGGCAGACGUCAUAUAUAUCUGCACAGUCCUUCUUUGAAAAUAAGUAUGGUUUUGCAGAUGUGUUUAGUGUUUUGCGCUCAUCUUAUCUAUAUGGACAGCAUCCUAGCCCUCUCCAGAAUGUAUGCAAAAAUCUUCAACGCUGGCCAGUUUUUGUUCAGUCUCGAGGUUUUAAAACCCUGAAAUCAAGAGCAAGACGACUGCAGUCCACAUCAGAACGAUUAACAGAAACGGAAAAUGUAGCACCCUCAUUUGUAAAGGGUCUUCUGCUGAGAGAUCGAGGAACUGAUUUUGAAAGUUUAGAGAAAUUGAUGAAAACAAAAAACAUACCUGAAGUUCAUCAAGAUGCUUUUAAAACUGGGUUUGCAGAGGGCUUUUUGAAAUCACAGGCACUCUCACAGCGUACAAAUGAUUCCUCAAGACGAAACCGUUACAUUCUGGUUCUUCUGAUAAUGCUUAGUAUUUAUGGUUUAUUUAAAAACCCAUAUUUAUCUGGUAAAGGCUCCUUUUCUGAUACUGUGCGUUUUCGAGCAACUUCUGGGCUUGAUGCAGCAGUGGACCCUAUUCAGAUGAAAAAUGUCACCUUUGAACAUAUCAAAGGAGUUGAAGAAGCUAAGCAGGAGUUGCAGGAAGUGGUAGAAUUCUUGAGAAAUCCUGAUAAAUUCACGAUACUAGGAGGUAAACUUCCUAAAGGUAUUCUUUUGGUGGGACCACCUGGUACUGGCAAAACCCUUCUUGCCAGAGCUGUGGCUGGAGAAGCUGAUGUUCCAUUCUAUUAUGCCUCUGGGUCUGAGUUUGAUGAGAUGUUUGUUGGUGUGGGAGCCAGUCGUAUCAGAAAUCUGUUUAGGGAGGCCAAAGCAAAUGCACCUUGCGUUAUAUUCAUUGAUGAACUGGAUUCUGUUGGUGGCAAAAGAAUAGAGUCUCCAAUGCAUCCCUACUCAAGGCAGACUAUAAAUCAGCUCCUUGCUGAAAUGGAUGGCUUUAAACCUAAUGAAGGAGUCAUUAUCAUUGGUGCAACAAACUUCCCCGAAGCAUUAGAUAAUGCUUUAAUACGUCCUGGCCGCUUUGACAUGCAAGUUACAGUGCCCAGACCAGAUGUUAGGGGCCGAACAGAAAUCCUGAAAUGGUAUCUUAAUAAAAUAAAGUAUGAUCAAUCUAUUGAUGCAGAAAUCAUUGCAAGAGGUACAGUAGGAUUUUCUGGAGCUGAGCUGGAAAACCUUGUGAAUCAAGCUGCAUUAAAAGCUGCUGUUGAUGGGAAAGAUAUGGUUACUAUGAAGGAGCUAGAAUUCUCAAAGGACAAAAUUCUCAUGGGCCCUGAGCGAAGAAGUGUAGAAAUUGAUGAUAAGAAUAAAAUACUUACUGCCUAUCAUGAGUCUGGGCAUGCCAUCAUUGCAUAUUAUACUAAAGAUGCAAUGCCAAUUAACAAAGCAACAAUUAUGCCAAGAGGACCAACACUUGGACAUGUAUCUUUGCUACCAGAAAAUGAUAGAUGGAGUGAAACUAGAUCCCAGUUACUUGCGCAGAUGGAUGUUAGUAUGGGAGGAAGAGUAGCAGAAGAGCUCAUAUUUGGAGGUGAUCAUAUCACCACAGGUGCUUCUAGUGAUUUUGAUAAUGCUACUAAAAUAGCUAAGCUUAUGGUGACUAAGUUUGGUAUGAGUGAGAAGCUUGGUGUCAUGACCUACACAGAUACAGGGAAACUCAGUCCUGAAACCCAGUCUGCAAUUGAACAGGAAAUAAGAACACUGUUAAAGGAUUCGUACGAACGGGCAAAGAAUAUCCUGAAGACCCAUGCAAAAGAACACAAGAAUUUAGCAGAAGCGUUACUGACCUACGAGACUUUGGAUGCCAAAGAGAUUCAGAUUGUUCUAGAGGGGAAAAAACUGGACGUGAGAUGAUAGCUUCCUUUUCAAAGGUUCCAACUGAUUACUCUGAAGAAUGCAGCAGUCUCCUUAUGCAGUGUAGCUUUCUUUUCCUCCUGAUGUGUGUGUGGUAAUAAUCACAUUUCUUAAAGGAUAAACAUUUGUCUUGUGAGCUUUUGUUACAUCUUACUUAAUUUUUGCCUUUCCUUAGAAUUAGAUGCAAGGAGCAAAUGAAGUUCCCAAAGACAGAGGGCAUACAAUCUCAGGGUUCAGUCCAGCUUCUUUGGAAACCUCAAGUACUGAAGCAGAAUAGUUCAUUCUUAAUAUAUCUUCCCUGGUUUCACUCUGCUUCCUGUGGAUUGGCAAUGUAGCUGCUUGAUAUAUGUGAUCUAGCAGCUUGAGACACCUUGAAAUGCUGUAGGAUUUACAGCUUGCAGAGAAACGACCUUUCACUCCGUUUAUAAAACCUUCAUUUAUCAUUUAGAAAGGCAGUGGAAUACAAUUAAAUGAUGUUUUUAGCAGGUCAUAUAGACUGCAGAAAAAUGGAAAUGGGUAUCCUUGAAACAGAGCUACGCAUUUUUUCAUUGGGCUUCAUACAUGUGCCCAGGAUCCCUUUGAGCAUGGUAAGAGGGCAGAGAAAUAAUAGGGCUUUUCUGUUUAGCUGCCUUUGAACCAUGCUGUAGAAUUUUACUGUUUUGAGCAGGGGGUGGGGGAAACAGUGUACUGUCACCUUUGAGACAGUAUUGGAAGAUGUUUCCACUUUUAUUUAAGUGGCAUAGCGUUUUGACUACAGUGCUUUGCUGUUGGCUGUACUGUUGGAUUUAUUUUUUUAAGUGAUGUGUUUAUGGCUGCUUGAGGACCCGCUCAGUGUUCCCAUAGGGCUCGUAUUUAUCAGAGUACUUAAGAAUACUCUUCUUGUCCCUUGUAGUCACAUUCCCUUUUCCAAUAAAAUGCCACUUUUGUGGCUGAAGAGUUCAAGCCUUUUAGCCCAAGUUAUAUUGUCCGAAUACACAUAGCAAAGUAUGUUCAAGCAUCUAAAACAUGUUAGAAUUGGGGAUGAGAGUGAGAAAACAAAUGUUAGUAAUAUACUUUUUCCGUUGAACUCUUUUGUGGGAGAACUGAUAAUUGGUAGACCAUUCACCCUACAGUUUCCAUUCUAAAAAUAUCUCUUUAAAAAGAUAUUUUUGUGCCAAUAAAUGAAAGGAAUUGGCAGUGAAUUCCAUAAAAAAUAGGUCUAACAUGUCGUCAUAGUGCAGCUUAUAGUGCAAUUAUAUUUUUAAUUGGUAAAGAAUUCUGUUUCCUUAAGCAAAAUUAGGAUUUCAAUACAUUUUUUCUCACUUUUUCCAUUCAGUCAACUUAGUAACACAUGGAAGGACCUCAGGGCAGUGGCUGACCUCCGCACUAUUGCACGCCGAAAAACAUUUUGCAUCCACAACAGAGGGGCAAUUUUUGCCAAUCUCCCCUUUCCUCUGCAGCCCACUGCACCUCUUGGAAAUAGAGUGUGGCUCUCAGGUGACUUAUUUUGGGGAGGCACAGUGAUGUGCAGAGGGAAGGGGGAGAUAGGUGAAAAUUAGCCCCCUCUCCUUCAUCCAUGUGAAAGAUUAGUUUGGGUUUCAGCCAGUUUCUUUAAACAAAACACAACAAGUUGUGCUCACUCAUUACAAACAUAUUCUUUUGUAGUAACCUGCAGCAAAAAUGUGCAAAUCCAGCAUGCUUGGCACCAUUUUUUUUUAAAAUAAAGGUUUGUUUCUGUUAUGCAGACUGCUUUUUUCCUUCUCUCCCACUGUAAAUGGCUUUAAAAUGUGAUUCUGGUUUCCCUCAAAUGUAAAUGGAGGUGUACAAAACAUCUUGAACCUGUAAAUAAAUUUAAGAGUUAAUCAAAAAGUGUUAUUUUUUGAGUUGGAUUAAAGUUUAUCUUUAACUUUCA